AUGGCUACACUUGACUGGCAUGCCGAGAGAGGCGAUCUCUCAAAUUUAGCUCUGCUCGACCGGGCUCCAGAGAGUGAAGGUAUCGACCUCCAAGCAUUGCGCCUAUAUCGACUGGGACGCGUUCGUGGGCAGAUGGCACAAUACGGCAUUGACGCCCUCAUCCUUUCAGAUCCUGUCAACAUUCGCUACGCUACCGGCAGUCGGAACAUGCAGGUAUUCAGCAUGCGCAAUGCACCAUCUCGCUACUUGCUGUUAACUGCCAACCGCUCGAUAAUGUUCGAGUUUACAGGCUGUGCGCAUUUGAGCCAAGGGUAUGAGACUAUCGACGAAGUACGUGUGGCCAAGACAGCUAGCUUUGUUGCUGCGGGUCCCAACAUUGAGGAACGAGAGAUCUCUUGGGCCCAGGAAGUAGGGGAUCUCACUCGAUCCUUGAUCGGACAUGCCGGAAAACUGGGACUGGAACGACUCAAUGCCAACGUGGCUCUCGCCUUGAAGGGCCUUGGGUUCGAUAUCGUGGACGCUCAGCGGCCCAUUGAGAUGGCGAGAGCCAUCAAAUCUGCCGAUGAAGUCAAGUGUAUUGUUGCAUCAUUGCGGGCUACAGAACGUGGUGUCAGUGUCUUGCGCGACACCAUUCGACCGGGCAUCACAGAGAACCAGCUGUGGUCCGUUCUACAUCAGUCAGUUAUCGCGCAAAAUGGGGACUAUUGUGAAACACGACUCCUGAGUGCCGGCAAUCGCACCAAUCCUUGGUUUCAAGAAGCGGCGAGUUAUGUCAUUGGGGAGAAUGAGCUGAUCGGCCUCGACACCGAUGUCGUCGGGUGUCAUGGAUAUUACUCGGACUUCUCACGCACCUUUCACUCUGGGCCGGACACUCCUACCGAGUCCCAACGAGAGCUCUACAGAAUUGCCCACGAACAAGUCGCUCACAAUAUGAGCAUUUUGCGUCCUGGUCUCAGUUUCCGCGAAUACGCCGAGCUCGCAUGGGAUAUCCCGGACAAGUACUAUGCCAACCGUUAUUACCUCUCGGCACACGGGUGCGGGAUGACAGGAGAAUAUCCAUACCUGUACCAUCGUGGAGACUUCCCCGAUGCCGGCUAUGAUGGUGUCAUCGAAAGCGGAAUGGUCCUCUGCGUGGAGAGUUAUAUCGGCGAGGAAGGAGGAGCAGAGGGAGUCAAGCUCGAGCAGCAGGUUUUGGUCACCGAGACAGGUAUUGAAAUCUUGUCCCAGUUUCCAUUCGAGGCCAGUCUACUCCAGUCGUGA
Molecule: messenger RNA, 1260 nt
Organism: Penicillium olsonii
Lineage: Eukaryota; Fungi; Ascomycota; Eurotiomycetes; Eurotiales; Aspergillaceae
Source: the annotation of a GenBank genome assembly